Schistosoma haematobium is the source of this 4804-nucleotide messenger RNA. It is a transcript of the gene WDTC1, whose product is annotated as WD and tetratricopeptide repeat protein. The transcript is spliced from 14 exons. Lineage: Eukaryota; Metazoa; Platyhelminthes; Trematoda; Strigeidida; Schistosomatidae. Gene Ontology annotation, cellular component: Cul4-RING E3 ubiquitin ligase complex; cytoplasm. Bases 1563 to 3725 code for a protein of 720 amino acids. Gene Ontology annotation, molecular function: protein binding. The record is from RefSeq and is a predicted model, not a curated record. Gene Ontology annotation, biological process: negative regulation of fatty acid biosynthetic process.
UUUCAAUGAUGGGGAUUCUAGGAUGACGCUACUUGACUAAUUGGGCUUGAUUUGUAUAAAUGAGUGGACAUUCUGUAUUUCACCAAUAUGAAGGUCUUUCUAGAGGGGUCUUAAGUCCAGUUAAUUAUGUCAGAUGUCAACAAAUCAAUCAACACCUAGUCAAUAGACUAGGUUUAGAAACUAGCCUUCAGGGUCAUCAUGGUUGUGUUAACUGCUUAGAAUGGAACGAGCGUGGUUCCUAUCUUGCUAGUGGUUCAGAUGAUCGGCGUCUAAUUAUCUGGGAUCCAUUUGAACGUAAAUCUCUUUUAACAAUGAACACUGGUCAUAUGGCGAAUAUAUUUUCUGUUAAGUUCUUAUCUAGUCUAAAUGAGAAUCUGAUUGUAACGGGUGCAGCUGAUAACAAAAUUCGUGUACAUGACAUUAAAGCACUAGAAACUCGGCAUGUAUUUUCUUGUCAUUCAGGUCGCGUUAAACGAUUGGCGAAUACUCCGUCUGAACCAUUCUUAUUUUGGUCAGCCUCAGAAGAUGGGACCUGUAGACAGUUUGACCUACGAGAUCCUGAUCAGACUUCUGUAAAUAAACCAUGUAAUGUAUUAGUCAAUUUACGAUUUCAAGAUAACGUUUUUGCCGAAGCUAAGUGUAUUGCAGUAAAUCCAUUAAAGUCUGAAUUGGUUGCUAUCGGUGGGAAUGAACCAUUUGUACGAAUGUUUGAUCGGCGUAAAUUAACUCUUUCUACGUAUGAUAGUGUUACACCACAGGAGAGAAUACAAGCUACAUCAAGGAGAACCCCUAUAAACAUUCCAUCAAGCUCGCUGCCUUCAUUUCCCUAUGGUGCAGCUAAAUAUUUUGUUCCAUAUAAAGAACUAGGAUUUUACCUCAAUUUCUUCACCUCAUGAAAAAAAUAGCAUUAUGCCAGGACGAAGUAACUGUCCGUUGCUUCAUGGUUUAAAAUGGUUUUUUCAACUGAUAUGAGUCUUGAAUAAAAACUUUAUACUGAAGAAUCUCGGCCAACCCCGUUACUGAAUGAUCAUCACGGGAUCACUAAGGAUUAACUCCAAAAAGAAUUCCCAGUGUAUUAGAGCAAAGCUGUAACUCGUGUUUCUCAACCAUUGUUGAUUGGCUGAAGAUUAAAAUGUGGACUAUUGGCUCCUGACUCGGCAGCUCUAUAGUAUUCUCGCGGGGAGUUAAAAAGGUCCUGAAGGCUAUCCCUAGCGGAUCCGUAGCAUUACAGUACAGAAUAGUGUCAAACAAAUAAGAAACAGCUGUACAAUAGCCAGUCCGUUUUCAUUGAAUACGCUCAUCUACCUGGUAAAAUAUUAACUGAUGGUUUAGACAAUCAAACUUUCAGUGUAACAUCAGUCAGUUUUAGUUCAGAUGGUGAAGAGCUAUUAGCUAAUGUUGGACGUGAUAAUAUUUAUCUAUUUCAUUUAGCUUCACAAAAUGAACCAUUUCAAUGUCAAUCAUCGUUUAAAUCAACUAAAUUAUUGUAUAGUUUAUCUGCAACGCAACCAAGGGAUAGGUUUUGUUCUUUUCGUAUUCCUACCUGUUUUCGUCCUUCAAAUAUGGGAUAUUAUGAUUCUUAUUCGGGUUCAACUUACGAUUACCGUUGUAAUCCUUCUAUGGCUUCUGAUUACUCAGUCGUACUGGCUUCACGAUUAAUUGAAGCCAAGGCAUAUGCUGUUGCAGUUCAUAAGUAUAAUAAACUUAUUCCACAGUAUCCUUUCUGUCCUCAACUGUAUACAGGUCGCGCUACUGCUUUAAUUAAAAGAAAUUGGAAUGGCGAUAUUUAUAAUGCGCUAUUGGAUUGCCGAAAUGCUAUCCAACUGACUACUCAAAGCAACAAUGAUUCUGUCAGCAUCCAAAAUAACGAUACCAUUAAUAAACAUCAAUUGUUAAGCAGUUCCGUUUACCUUACAGCUCUAUUACUUUCAGUCCGAUGUUUAUUAUGUUUGGAUUGGUUAAAUGCUGCUCGUAUUCAGCUCAAACAAGCACUGGACAGCUUUCCCAAUCUCUUCAAAACUAUUACGGAUCAAAAGAUUUCGGAUAAAGCGCUUAUUACACCUACUGUCAUCGCUUCUUCUUCUUCUUCGUCAUCUGCUAGCGCACCAACAAUCAAUACCACUGAUACAAAUCCGUCCAAGUAUAUUUGCAAAUCAGAUAACCUGGUUAAAGUGUUCGAACAUUUAAAGUCUACAUUGUUGGCGAGAGAAAAACAAUUAGAAUCACAAUCUAAGAAGUCGAAAAGAAAAGGAAAGCAAGUUAGUGAAAAAAAAACAUCAUUACAUGAUAAUUAUGAUAACAACGAUACCAAUGAUGAUAAUGAUGAUGACGACAAUGAUGCCAAAGGAUCUACAAUACCAAGACCAGAAACUUUAUCUUUCUUGAAAUGCGAUAACAUAUGUGAACAAAUAUCUUCAGAAUCUUGGCAUCAUCCCAGUCUUGACAAUCAAAUAAAUCCAAGACUAUGUGCUUGUUUAAACUGCUCAUGUAAUCGAAUGUGGAUAGAAGAGGAUGAAAGAGAAAGGCGAAAAAAUGCCAUCGACUUUUCAGCAUCUUAUAUUGGUCAUUGCAAUUCAAUAACAGAUAUUAAAGAAGCAAAUUUCUUUGGGAGCUAUGGGCAAUAUAUUGUCGGUGGGUCUGAUUGUGGUGCAUUUUUUAUAUGGGAUCGUAAUACAACUAAUAUAAUGCGUAUAUUGAAAGCUGACAGUUCUACUGUGAACUGUGUUCAACCUCAUCCGUCUAUUUGUUUGUUGGCAAGUUCCGGAAUUGACUCUGUUGUAAGACUAUGGUCACCGAAUUGUGAAGAAGACCCUGAUCAAUCACGAGCUGUUAGAGAUCAAGUUGGAACAGCUGAACGGAAUCAACAACGUUCUAACGCUGAUCCUCUGGAAAUAAUGUUGUUAAAUAUGGGUUAUAAUUUUCGUGGUCUUGAUUUUGAUUCUAAUAGAGCUAGAAGAUCGAGAAAUCGCGAUUGUACUGAUGAACGGAAUAACGAAGAAGAGAAUGAAUCCAGUGAUGAUGACGAUGAUGAUCAUAAUAAUAACCAUGACAACAUCAAUUUCGAAAGAGAUUCUUAUUCUGCACUGCAACGUUCUGGAAACGAAACGCAUACUAAUGCCAAUCAUCCUGCUAGAAGUCUUGACGACACAUUGCACAGUGAAUCUGUUCUGAAUAACGUGAAUUUAGUGAAUGAAAGCAUUGAAGGAGUUGGUCAAACUGAUAGUCAAAAACGUACUGGGAAUGAAUCCAUUGAUUUGUCUUGUCAGUUAGGUUGUUCUCAAGCACCUAAGCAAAAACGAACAAAAACAGGAAGUUUAACUGAUGAAGAAACCUCUUUUCAACCAUCAGUCGCUGCUAUCAUAUUCAAUAGUGAUUUGAGUUCUGAUGAUGAUGAGCCUAAUGCUACUUCAGUAAAGAAGAAUACACAAUGUAGAUGUAAUCGUUCACGUCGAAUACAGUCUAGUCAUAGUCGACAUAUAAGACAUAUUCGUACACGAAGAAUACCAAUUAGUGCCACUUUUUCUGAUUCCGACGUUGUAACUACUCCAUGGUUAAUUGAUUUUUUCCCUAUUGAAGUUCAUUCAAUCAAUUCACAGUCAACAGUAAAUGAAACAUAUGGUGAGCGAGAAGAGCCAGGACAAGAGGAACGAAGAAAUACUUAUCGAGAGGAUGAUGAUAGAGACGAUGAUAACAGUAUAUCAGAAGUCUCUUGCACUGUCAGUUGAAUAACUUCUCUCCCCCACAUCCAUCUUCAUCCACGAUGUAUUCCAAAUAACGAUUGUUAAAAGAAAACAAUAUAUUGUGUUUUGCUGGCAUACUUUGAUGAUAAUUCCGCUAACUAAAUUCAUUAUUACCUAAUUUUGCUACUUUUUCUGUGUUGCUGAUCUCUAUUGCUUUGUGUUAUUGUUCUUUUUUUAUGUUUUUGUUCAUUGUGUCCACUUAUAGAGUCUUUUAUUAAAUUUGAUAUAGUCAAAUUACGAUUCUUUUGUUCAUUGAGAAUUGUAUGACAUGGUGGUUAACUUAAUUGGUUGUACAUGUGUACUUAUUUGUUUUAGUAACUGGAAUUAACUGUAAACUACCACCUCUUAUUUCAUUUAAUUCAUAUUAAAAACAGACUGUUGUUCAGUUUUGUAAGUGUAAGAAAUACUUUUAAGCUAACGAUAAUAAUAAACUUAAUAAUUUGUGGAAUUUGUUUUGCAUGAACUUUUUAUCAAAUAUUUGUUAAUAUAAAGUCAACUUUUUGAAAAUGGUUUAAAUAUGUUCGUUAUUUACCAUUAUUAUUGUUAUUGUCAUUCAUAUGAAUACUAGUACCACUCCUGAGUAAUAUACCAAAACACGCAAUUGUUUCGAUCUUAUAAGAAAGUCUGGAAGUAAUUUAGCACUAAUUCUUAACUACUUUAAAUCUUAGUGAUUGACUUGUUGAAUACCAGGAUGAAAUAGUCUUUUAGGAUAGUGAUGAUGGUAACGAGAUAAACUAUUUUUCAGUUUGUUAAUUGAUAUUUUGUCCACCGAUCCGUCAUCGAAUGGAGUAAAUAUAGUUUUGUAUAAUGUACUAAAUAAUUAACUACUUAUCAGUUUAUUUAUUGAGAUGAAAUCACCAGAGAAAAUAUAUUUGUUAUAAAAUAUAGGAAAGAUCAUUGAUCACUGUACGUGUUAACUUUUGUGAGACGUACGCUACUUGAUAAUUCUAAUCGCUCCUUAACGUUGGGUCGAAUUUUUUGCAACUGAUCUCAGAUUUGACAUUGGGUCAUUAACAGGUAUACCUUAUGACACCGCUGUCUGAACUACUGUAGUAACAAAUGAC